Molecule: messenger RNA, 2097 nt
Organism: Laccaria bicolor S238N-H82
Lineage: Eukaryota; Fungi; Basidiomycota; Agaricomycetes; Agaricales; Hydnangiaceae
Exons: 6
Coding region: 1-2097 (698 amino acids)
Biological process (GO): DNA recombination; DNA integration
Molecular function (GO): DNA binding
Source: RefSeq, a predicted model, not a curated record
AUGGGCCGGAGGGCACGUACAAAAGUAUCUGCGGCUACUGCCAACACAGAAACUUCAAAAGUAACGCAAGACGUCGCUGCUGCAAAGCCAAAGCGUGCGCCAAGGAAGCCUCGGGUGAAGGCAGCACCACUCGCGUCACUACAGGAAACCCGAAAUGUCCAGGUGAAGGAAACGACUGCGGUGAAGAACACAGAUAAUGCCUAUGAUGGUCACUUGGACAGAGGCAUGAGAUUCUUAAAGACUCUGAUUGAGGACAGGCGUGCGAGAGGCGAGGACAUUUGCAGUCAGGGCAUCUCGACAGACGAGUUCGAAAAAGCAUUUGACAAACCUCCGAACAAAUACUCCGCGAUGGCAAUUGAGAUGUUUAUCGUGCAGAAGUGCUUCAUGCAGAACUUGGGAAAGGAUACUGGCUAUGGGAUCCAAGGCGCCUUCGCAAGGUACUGGGAUACAAUGGAUGGUGACAAGUACGCAGGUACUAAUUACCAGUUCGACGACAAGACAGGAGAAGCGAAGGGUUGCCCUGCUCGUGCCCCGGCUGUCAUGGCCGUUCUGCAUGCAGUGAAAGUCAGAGCUGCUGAGAAAGGCCAUGCAGCCGUACGCAACCACGCCGAGGCGAUAACAAUAGAAGAGGUACAAAAGAUUAUGGAAUGGUCGGAGAAAACAUGUCCCGAUGAUUUGCUCACCUUGCCUGUUGAAGAUCUUGAAACCUUGAUGUUCCGCACUGAGCACGCACUCAUGCGAGCAUUUAUUAGCUCAGCAUUUACACUGUGGACAAGGUGCUUUGAGCUGCUCACCUUGCAAGACCGGGACAUAAAGGAUGAUUGUGUCGGGCCUGCACCUUACUACAUCCCGCACUUCAAAGUUGUCCUCGAAAAUAGGAAGGGGUGGCAACAUGCUAAGGGCUAUGAUGGACCACGGACUGGAAAUAUCUAUGAUAUUUAUCGUCAGGACAUUCCCGCAAUUGACAUGAAUUCGCACCUUCCAAAGUGGCGCGCGUAUCUCCAGAAGCUUCAACCCAACAGGAAAGUUGAAGCUGACGAUUAUUUGUUUCCCUACAUCGCGCCAAAUGGAUUGAUCCACCCUAAGCGUGACAUGAGUUAUGAUCUCCUGCAAGGGUUACUCACCAAGUUUGCGGCUGCUGCUGGACUUCAAAAGCACUAUACAACGCACUGCUUUCGACGUGGAGGUGCACAAUACAGGUUUAUGUUUGCACCUGUCGGAAAGCGAUGGCCGUUGAGCUGGAUCCGAUGGUGGGGUGGAUGGGCGAUUGGGGAGCACGUCGACACAUUGAUGAAAUAUCUACUCGACUCACUCCAGAGCUUCGAGACAGGGCAUGGCAAUGUGCUGCAUCCGAUCCCCCUCGGUGCAGACCAGAGCUUCAUGGGAGAACACCUUGCAACGCAACCUGCAUCAGGUGAGCAGGUGCAACAGAUCAGUGAGCGUGUCGACCGCAAGCUGGAUGAGAUGAUGAGAACAAUCACCACCACUCUCAGCUCCCGCGCCGAGCAUGCGCCAGACAUUCCGAAUCCAUCGAUUUCAUUCAUUGGACCUGAAUGUGUGUCGCAUACGCACUUGCGAGCAUCAAGGGCCAUUUCCGUGCCCUACACUUUGCCCAACAUCACGGAGUCCACCAAUGCCAGCCGUGAAACCUCACCUUCCGAGAGGGGAACAUCAGAACCCGCCACAGUCAUAUCACCCAGGUUUCGACGCUACAACUUUGCAAUUCCUGAUCUCGGAAGAGCUCCCGGUGCAUGGCAAAGAGCCAUCAAACAAUGGGAGGAGGUUGAUCCUAUCACGAAUCACGCACUGAGGGACUGGCCAAAGGAAUGGUACGAGGGCAACAGUGCCACGGCGAGCAAGCGGAACCAGCGAAAGACAAUCUUUGAGGAAUAUGUUAGUUUGGGCCGGGACAAGAACAAGUUCAUUAGCAAGUACCCAGACGCUGACAAGAGCAUUUCAAAGCUCUUGGAAGCCAUCAGAUGGAACAAUGGCACCACGCGUUCCAGCAAAUACGGGACAGCGAGCGAGCGCAAAUCCAAGUCCCCCGCUGAAAGUUCUGAGCGCGCUGCAAGCCAAAAUGAAAUGGUUGUAGACUGA